Molecule: messenger RNA, 3715 nt
Organism: Dipodomys spectabilis (banner-tailed kangaroo rat)
Lineage: Eukaryota; Metazoa; Chordata; Mammalia; Rodentia; Heteromyidae
Gene: Dtwd2
Product: DTW domain containing 2
Exons: 6
Coding region: 1-834 (277 amino acids)
Source: RefSeq, a predicted model, not a curated record
AUGGAGCCGCCGCGCCCCGGCGCGCGGCCUCCCGGGGCCGAGCGGACGGCGGCUCCUCAGGACGCGGAGGCGGCGGGCGCCUGCGCCGGCGCGGCCGGGCUGUGGGCGCUGCCGGCGGAGCCCGCGGAGCGGAGGCCGGAGUGCGGCCGCUGCGGCCGGCCUCUUAAGGUGUGUUUGUGUCCAUUUCUCCCAGCACAUCCUCUCAGCAUCUCCACUCACCUGUACAUAAUUCAGCAUCCAGCAGAGGAGAGCAAGGUGCUGCGCACAGUCCCUCUGCUGGUGGCCUGCCUCCCCCAGGACAAGUGCACAGUGAAGGUUGGCCGUCGCUUCAGUGGAGAAAGAGAUGUUGAGCUUUCAACUGUUUGCCAGAAGUCUGGAACAUUAAUAUUAUAUCCAGGGGCUGAAGCUACCGAUUUGGAAGAAUUUCUGUCAAGUUCCCCUGUUUACCCUUCCACACUUGUCAUCAUCGAUGGCACCUGGAGCCAGGCCAAGGACAUCUUCUAUAAGAAUUCCCUGUUCCGACUUCCCAAACAGGUGCAGUUAAAAACUAACAUUUCCAGUCAAUAUGUAAUUCGGAUGCAACCCACUAAUAGAUGCCUUUCUACCCUGGAAUGUGCUGCUGUUGCUCUUUCCAUCCUAGAGAAGAAUAUUCACAUACAGGAGACUUUGCUUCGUCCUCUCCAAGCUUUAUGCUCUUUCCAGCUUCAGCAUGGUGCUCAAAUCCGCCUCAGCAAGGAACAUCUUCUGAAAAAUGGAUUGUACCCCAAGCCAAUGCCCACGAGCAAACGCAAGCUCAGAAAAAUGGAGCUCUUAAUGAACAGUGUUAAAAUUUAGUGCAGGUGUUCGGAUGCGGCUUUACCUGUCAUUUACUGGCAAGAUCAGGUUACAUUUUCAUGCAGUUAAGAUGUGUGGGCUUUUGACACUCAAGAAAAAUGUGAGGGUUGCUAUGAAUCCUAUUUAAGAAGGAAGAAAACCAAACAAUGAUGAAAAACAGCAAAAUGGUUUGCUGCUUUGGUGAAAAGAAAAAUUUGAUACUGUAUUAGUUUAACGAUGUGCCUCUAAAACAUUUUCCAAAUCCAUAAUUUAAAGUGUAAUUGGUUGUUGAGCUAUGGUUAGAAGCACUUGUUUAUAAAAUGAAGAAAACUGUACCUGAUUGGAACAGUAUUGUUUCUGUUUGUGUUUAGGACGAUGGAGUAUCUCUAGUAGAGUAUGUCCUACAUUGGUGUAUAGCCUUGUACAUGAACUUAAGUUUGGAGUGAGUAGCAAAAGAAAAUUAUGAUGAUCAAAUAGUUCAGCUUGAAUUAUUUAUUUCUUAAACUAGUACAAAGGAACAAGGAAACUUUAGAAUUGUUUAAAGGUUAAACUUGAACUUUGUUAAUGUGAUUUGUGUUCUGCUAACUGCCCAAGUUCUUCAAUUUUGAAAUAGCACACAUUUUCAUUUACAGUUGCUUUGGAUGUGUUUAGAUUUUUUAGUCGUCACUGAACAGGCUUUUCAACUGCAGUAAGCUGAUUUUAUUGAGGUUUCCCUAACUAAGCUGUUAUUUUGAGAGCACAGAUCUGUAAGUAGGUCUAUUUAAAUAUAUUUUUUUAAUAAGCAAAGACUUUAAUAUGAGGAAACAAAUUCCUUCAGCCCCAUUGGGAAAAUAUUUACAGAGAUUUUGUGUAAAGGAAAUUUAUGUAAUGUGUAUUUACAUCCAACUUAAAUUUACUACAUUACAUACAUUUUUUGGCAACAAAUGGGGGCUUUGGACUUUGUUCAUGACUGUUAGAAUUUCCUGUAUCCAGUGUUAAAUCGGAAGGAAAAAAACUAAAUAUGCAGAUUUAAAAGGAAGCUUGACACAAGUGUGUAUUUGUGUGUGUGCGAGUGUGUAUGCUGUUGGUAUAUGAAUGUGUGGAUGCCAUUGGUAGCGUGAACAUAAAGUAGUGGCAAUUUCUGAAUGUUUUCAGACUCAUUUAUCCCUCAUACUAGACCUUAAUUGAGAGUGGAUGUGUUUGAGUGUGAGUUUGAGUGUGCGUUGUGUAACGGUGGGAGUGUGAGCAUGAGCAUAUGCUGACGGCUGUGAUUCUGGCUGUAACUAGAGUACUAACAAAGUUUAGGAGAACUAUGCAGAAAAUAUUUUGAAAUAUUAAACAUUUAUAUUUCUGUCUUCAAUUGUUGACUUAUUUUUGCAGUGAAAACAGGUCAGCUCAUUUAUAAUCUGAAAUGCCUAAUAUCAAAUGAUUAUUUCUAUAUUAGUGGAGAACUAAUAUAACGUAUAAUACAUUUCUCAACAAAUGGGUAAAGUCAUCUUUCAGUGAUUUUUAUGUCAAGAUUAAACUUUAUAGAUUUCUUUUAACAUUACUGCUUUCUUGAAGAUCCAAUUGUGACAACAUUUAUAUUUCAAAAAUAAUGUACUUCUAACAGCAUUUUUGAACACUUAAAUGCUUAAUACUUAUUAUUUUAGUAAAUUUUCUUUAAGGAAAUUUGUUUGGAUAGAAGCAAGAUGUCAGAUUAGGACAAUUAGCACUUCUGUCUCUGCAAGUCUAAAAUAGAGCAUCAGUGUGUAGCUGCAGGGAAAGGUGGAUCAUGAGGUGGCCAGGUAGAAUCCAGAAAUACUAAGCCUUAGGUUGGUAAAAGAAACGGGGACCCUAGGCUGCAAAGCAAAAUGGAAGGGUAAAGGAGAGUUCCUGUCAGUGGGGCUUCAAGCAGAAGAGAAAAGGAAUGUGAGCUCCACAGGCUCAUACUCUAGAAGUUGGCAAUAAGGCAGGAUGGACAUGGGUGGCCAGUGAGCCAACAGACCCUAGAGGAGCGUCUCCUGUACUUCCUAGCUUGGUCCCUGGUGCUCUCAUGGCUUCACCUGGAGAGAAGUCUUACAGCCAGACCUCUCAGAUAAGCAUCUCAUGUGUAAACGGCAGUGUUUGGGUACAUCAGUGCUGCCCAGGCUGCCCCUCCUCGACAUGAGCAGUCAUUCUUAGAAUCGUCGUGAUUCAUUAGGGUCUCCUUUGUGACAAGUGCUGGCCAAGCUGCAGAGGGAAGCCAGGGAAGGGAGAGAGACCAGGUGUAUGUGAGAAUGGUUUGUAUGGCUUAGCUGAAGACGGGUGUGGCCGGACAUACUGAACAGCCCGGUGCCCUCCCUUUCUCUCUCCUUUCCUCCCUGCCUUCUCCCCCUUUUCUCUUCCUCGCCUCUCUCGUUCACUGUUUGCCUUGUUCUGUACUUGUUUUUCCUGUUAUUAUACUUUCAUCCUAUAUGUUUUCCACAUCUUAAUUUUCGUUUUUCCUCUUCUGAUCCUCUUUUUAUUAAUUAUUAAGUAGAGAAAGAUGAAAAAUAAUUCUACUUCACAGGAAAUGGAAGACUCAAGAUGGCAUUUUAUCUGUGGGCUUUGUACUGUUUGGAACAUGUGAUGUGAUGUCAUAUGUCACCGAGCAGCUUAGAAUCUUCAGCUAAUGGCUCUGGGAUAGGGAGACGGCACUAUCCUGACACAUGGACAGUAGGUGCACCUUUGGGUUGUGCCCGAGAUGCCUUUUAUUUUUUCUGUCUGUGCCUCCUUCAAGGAGCCUUGCAUCUUCCUAAUCCUUGAAGGAGAAGGUGGCAGGUACUGGUAGCCUCUCUGUGUCUUGCAACUUAACAUCUAAAAGAUGGGAGGGAGCUCUUUUUCAGCUUACUCCUUGGUUCUAAUUUUUUACUUUGUCACUUUAAAUAUUUAUUAAAAAAAACCUAUUUUCUCUGUCUCGUCA